AGGGGAAGGUUAUCAGCGAUGCACAGCUCUUUGGACAGCUGUCAUGGCGUCAGGACUCCUUGCAUCCCGUGGCGUGCUAACGCUCGGACUUCACUAUCAGCAUGUCUGCCGUUCCGUUCUUGUCACACAGACCCGACAAAAGAAGCGUUGGAUGAAGGCUUACACACGUAUAAUGGAAGCCAAGCUUAAGCUCGAGGGACCCCCGCCACCGAAGCGACGCUCAGAGAAGCCAAACUGGGAUUUCCAUGCAGAGGUGGAGGCGUUCGGCGCCCGUUUGCAGGAAAACUUCCAGAUGGAGAGGCUGAAGGCGGCCUUCGUGAACCCGUGCUACGUACGCGUGGAGCAGGAGCGACGUAGCGCCUUGGGCCUGGAGCCUGAGAUGGCCGUGCUAGCCCUGAAGGACAACAAGAAGCUCCGCACCAGAGGCGUUGCCCUCACACGGGACUUCCUGUCGGACUGGUGCCGUGCCAGCUUCCCCAGCCUGCCCGCCGAGGGAGCAUCCGCCCUGGUGGACCACCUGAUGACGCCCGAGGUGGUGUGCCACGUGGCACGAAACCUGGGUGUGGAGGACCUGACGAUGAGUGCCGAGGUGCCGGUGCCUGACGAUGUUCUGUAUGGAACAUUCUGCGCGGUGGUGGCUGCGCUGGAGGAGAGCAGUGGGCCACAGAGAACCGGACUCUUCCUCAGGGAUUUCCUGACCACGCAGCUGAUUGGUAAGGAUCUGUUUGACCUGUGGUCAGUGGUGAACCCCAUGGGCCUACUGGUGGAGGAGUGCACCCGCCGAGGGCUGCCCCUUCCCGAGCCUCGUCUCCUUCGCUCGGCUGGGGCCAGCACUGUCCUGCCACUCUUCUUUGUGGGCCUCUACUGUGAUAAGAAACUCCUGGCGGAGGGUCCUGGUGAAACACUGCUAGCUGCCGAGGAGGAGGCCGCCCGUGUGGGUCUCAGGAAGCUCUACGGAUACACAGAGAACCGCCGGCCCUUGGAUUUCAGCCCAGCCCCGCAACUGCACGUGUCCCAAAGCAACACGCAAGCACUCAGCAGCGGUUAGAAGGGAGCUCACACGUUCUCACAAACAGUCAACGCUCUUGUCAUUCGCCAGAGGACUUUCAGCCUAUUUCUCAAAAAAAGAAACCAACAAGAACUGGUAUUUUCUUGAUCGGUUAGACAAAAAAGUUUGAACAGGCUGAACAAAGAUAUAGUACUCAGCAGAGAACACGGUGAGAAACAACCUCUCACACACCUCAAAACAGGACAGAGACAUUGAGCUGUAAAUCAGAGGCAUUUCAUUGGAUGUCCUUGUUUUGUCUAUUUUUUUUGUCUGUCAUUGCAAAUGUAUUAUUAAUACUCAUGCAAAAUAUUCAUGAAUAAUAAAAUAGUUAUUUCAGAAAAGGA
This is a messenger RNA of Alosa alosa (allis shad), 1392 nucleotides long. RefSeq names its product mitochondrial ribosomal protein L44 (gene mrpl44). Gene Ontology annotation, biological process: regulation of gene expression; rRNA processing; primary miRNA processing. The coding region runs from base 44 to 1048 and encodes 334 amino acids. Gene Ontology annotation, cellular component: nucleus. Lineage: Eukaryota; Metazoa; Chordata; Actinopteri; Clupeiformes; Clupeidae. Gene Ontology annotation, molecular function: double-stranded RNA binding; ribonuclease III activity. The transcript has 4 exons. The record is from RefSeq and is a predicted model, not a curated record.